Molecule: messenger RNA, 339 nt
Organism: Fusarium odoratissimum NRRL 54006
Lineage: Eukaryota; Fungi; Ascomycota; Sordariomycetes; Hypocreales; Nectriaceae
Exons: 2
Coding region: 1-339 (112 amino acids)
Source: RefSeq, a predicted model, not a curated record
AUGGUACCAAACGCCAAACGUUGGGAGCAUUAUCUUGACGGUGCAUCAAGACCAAUGAUUGGCUGUGGAGGUGCUGCGGCGCGGAAGAAGGCCACCAUCAACAAGAGCCCAGUGGUUACGAACCUAUUGCCUCUGUCGGGCCUUGGAUGGAGAAGACUGGGCAUUGCCGCUGGUGUUCGCUCAUUUCUCUUGUUUCAGUGGCUGGUGUUCUUUAUCCUCCAACCGCCAACUGGAAUCUUGACGGCCCAAGAAGACGGCGCGACCAAUCCCACAGCGCCAGACACUAAUAGCGAAUCAGCACGAUUAGCCGCCGUGUUCAGCGGUAAUAAUACUGGAUAA